Messenger RNA from Piliocolobus tephrosceles (Ugandan red Colobus), 1281 nucleotides. RefSeq names its product putative zinc finger protein 735. Gene Ontology annotation, molecular function: DNA-binding transcription factor activity, RNA polymerase II-specific; RNA polymerase II cis-regulatory region sequence-specific DNA binding. NCBI's taxonomy places the organism in Eukaryota, Metazoa, Chordata, Mammalia, Primates, Cercopithecidae. The record is from RefSeq and is a predicted model, not a curated record. Gene Ontology annotation, biological process: regulation of transcription by RNA polymerase II. The coding region runs from base 1 to 1281 and encodes 426 amino acids. The transcript has 4 exons.
AUGACUGUUAUAUCUGAGAAAUACACACAACUUAUUCUGCAUGAUGUAAAUAUAGUGCUCAAAAAUAGAUAUGUUCUGCUGGGACUGCUGACAUUCAGAGAUGUAGCCAUAGAAUGCUUUCUGGUGGAGUGGCAAUGCCUGGAUCAUGCUCAGCAGAAUUUAUAUAGAGAUGUGAUGUCAGAGAACUACAGAAACCUGGUCUCCCUGGGUAUUGCUGACUCUAAGCCAGAUUUGAUCACCUGUCUGGAGCAAAAUAAAGAGUCUUGGAAUAUAAAGAGAAAUGAGAUGGUAGCCAAACAGCCAGUUAUGUGUUCUCAUUUCACCCAAGAACUUCAUCCAGAGCAGGGCAUAAAAGAUUCACUUCAAACAGUAAUACUGAGAACAUAUGGAAAAUGUGGACAUGAGAAUUUACAAUUAAAAAAAUGCUGUAAAAGUGUGGGUAAGUGUGAGGUGCACAAAGGAGGUUAUAAUGAAGUUAACCGAUGUUUGUCAAACACCCAAAACAAAAUAUUUCAGACUCAUAAAUGUGUCGAAGUCUUUGGUAAAUUUUCAAAUUGCAAUAGACAUGAAACAAGAUGCACUGGAAAGAAACAUUUGAACCGUAAAAAAUAUGACAAAACAUUUUGCAUGCUUUCACACCUAAAUCAAUAUCAGAUAAUUCAUACCAGGGAGAAGUCCUACAAAUGUGAUGAAUGUAGCAAAUCCUUUAGCCGCUCCUCAAACCUUACUGCACAUAAAAGAAUUCAUACUGGAGAGAAACCCUACAGAUGUGAGGAAUGUGGCAAAGCUUUUAGGUGGCCCUCAAACCUUGCUAGACACAAGAGAAUUCAUACUGAAGAGAAACCCUACACAUGUGAAGAAUGUGGCCAAGCCUUUAGGCGCUCCUCAACACUUACUAAUCACAAGAGAAUUCAUACUGGAGAAAGACCCUACAAAUGUGAAGAAUGUGGCAAAGCCUUUAGCGUAUCCUCAGCCCUCACUGAACACAAGAGAAUUCAUACUGGAGAGAAACCCUACACAUGUGAAGAAUGUGGCAAAGCCUUUAGCUGCUCCUCAACCCUUAAGAUACAUAAGAGAAUUCAUACUGGAGAGAAACACUACAAAUGUGAAGAAUGUGGCAAAGCCUUUAGCUGCUCCUCAACCCUUAAGACACAUAAGAGAAUUCAUACUGGAGAGAAACCCUACAAAUGUGCAAAAUGUGACAAAGCUUUUAAGAGGCAUUCAAGUCUUGCUAAACAUAAGAUAAUUCAUACUAGAGAGAAACCCUACAAAUGCAAAUAA